Molecule: messenger RNA, 638 nt
Organism: Halteromyces radiatus
Lineage: Eukaryota; Fungi; Mucoromycota; Mucoromycetes; Mucorales; Cunninghamellaceae
Exons: 2
Coding region: 212-409 (65 amino acids)
Source: RefSeq, a predicted model, not a curated record
UUUUUUUUUUUUUUUAUUUUCUUCAUUCCGUUCACUUUUUUUUUUAUCCAAUUUCCUAUUUUCUCUCUUUAUAUCCUUUUGACAAUGACAGCUGCUUGUCACCACCAUCAACAGUUGCACAGACAUCAUACAUCUUCUAGUCGCGGUAAAAACUUUGGGAACGUACCAGAUAUCAACACUUCUGGUGGUCAAUGUACUUGGUGCGGUCAAUAUGGACAUAAACAACUCCUUUGCCCUUAUUUGCGAUGAAUCAUCUUCUUUGUGUGCCAUAUUGGUUCUCUAUUUAUACAUAUAUUAUCUUUAUUUCAUUUCAUAUCAUAUUCAUAUCAUCAUUCUUUUAUUUUAUCAUUAUCAUUAUCAUCAACAUUCACUACUAAACAAAAAAACAAAAAAAGAAAAUCAUGUUUAAAUAUUAUCAUUCUAUCAUUCUAUCAUCAAUUUUUAUCCUUUUUUUUUUCACCAUCAAAAAAUAGCUGUCAUCCCAAUCACUACCAAAAAAUGGGGAAUAGUGUUUCUUAAUAAAAGUUUAAAGUCAUUUUAGUUUUGUAUUCCAAAUAUCUUUGAAUACGCCGUAUAUUGUAUCCCCUUAAUGUUGAUGAUUGUUUGUCAUAAAAACAAAAGCCUUUUUGGUCUCGUUG